AAAUGCGAUGUGUUGCCAUGCCGGACAGUUUUAAUCGAUGGGCUUGUUUAUAAAAUUAAGGAGACCCAUUUAUUGUGGCUACAUAGAUGCGCGUCGUUCGUUGAACGCGAGUGGUUUUCUCUGCAUGCGCCGUCAGCAAGCUUAAAGGUAGAAAGCACGCCCGCUUGAAUGCUCAUUUCAUCUUGCAGGCCUUUGCUUGAAACGAAUGUCGCUCACCAGGAAGCUCCUGCAAUUAUGCCAACGCAUAAGGGUCCCUUAAAUAUGGAUAUCCCUGUUCUCCGCGGGAUGUGCGUUUUAUUGCCCCUUUUCGUUUUUACAGGCCUGGACGAGGAGCGCCCCUUCGAUUCUUCACAGCGCCGAUACCGCCCUCUGGUGCUCGUGCUGCUGCUGCCCAUCUACCUGUGUCCGUUGCUGCUCCAGGAAUCGCAGGCGUGGAAGAGCGUGUACUGCAUGGCGCUGACGUUGUCGCUGCUGCUGAGCAGCGAGUUCCCGAGCAUGGCGGCCGCUUUCCUUCCUCUCGUGCUGGCGCCGCUGCUGGGACUCGCGGACGCCCAAAUGCUCGCCCCGCACUACAUGGACGGCACCGUGCUGAGCCUCGCGUGCGCCCAGUGCCUGGUGGGCGUUCUGGCCAGUGACAGCAACCUCGUCGGGCGCUUCUCGUGCGCCCUGCUCGGCGUGCUGGGCCUGCGGUUCCUGGGCGUGGGCUUCGUGGCUGCCUCGCUGGUCGCCGGCAGCCUGCUGCCCGCCUCGCACCCGGCGCUGCUGCUCGCUGUGCGGCUCGUCGAGCGCGUCGUCGGCGACCUAGAGGCCGACGCACUCGACGCGCAGCGCAGGGGCGACGGCUGGUUCGUCUGCACCCACGCUGCGCCCAGGACGGCGCAGGUUAUGAGUAACGACGACCUGCUCGCCCAGCUGGCCUCCACCGUCGUCUCGCUACCCGCCAAGCGGUCGGUCACUUCUCGCCGGAGGUCCCGCUUCCAUACCAUGCAGGAAGCGAGUCCCGACGAGGCCUCCCAACUGUCGGCCCAGGCCUUCGCGGCACGGCGCCGUCCCUCGACGGUGCGGAGGCGCCUGUCGCGCAUGCUCUCUUUCUCGGGGGCAGCAGGAACGAGGCGCAAGUCCCGCGCAAAAUCCAUCUGCCUGCCGAAACUGCGGCCCGUUGAGGUUCCUCCAGCCUGGUCGGCGCCGCACCGAGCCCCGAUCACGCGCCGGCUGACGGCGCACGAUGCGACCGCGGCAGGACAGCGUCAGAGACGUUCAACUGUUGGCUCCACGUUCGGCAUCGCGGAGGCCGCCUCUGCCGCCCAGAGCCGGCGCACGUCCCAAGCGCUGGGGCGGUUCGUCAAGCCGGCACUUCGGCAGGAAACCGCGACUCCAGGUGCUCCCACGGAGACCGCGGUGGGCGCAGCGCCUACGGACACCGGCAAGUCGGAAGGCGCUACUCCAUUCCGCGUGCGGUCACUCUCCACUGUGGGCCCGGGGAAGAACAUGGAUGCGACAAAGCCCACGAAGAAAAUGACCGUUCUGAACGCCGAUGCGCCAGCUCCGAGGCGAGAGUCGCAAGCGCCGAUCUGGAAGAGCGAGGAACGCCCUGCUCAGCCAACGACGGGCAAGGUAUCGCCGAAGUCUGCGCUGAAGGACGCUCGACGCAAAUCGAUGGCUGCCAAGAAGGCCGCGCUCGUCGAGCCACCGCAGCUUGGUGCCGUCAGCAAAUGUGACGUGCCCUCGGUUUCCCUACGACCGCAGCCGUCGUCAGCGAGCAAGCGGCGCCAGUCUGUCGCUCCGCCCAGGUCGAGCAGCCCAGUGUCUUCGGCAUUCGACAGCAGCAGCUCCGGACCCACGGCACCGAUCAACAAGCGGCUCCGACUGGAAUACAAAGGCGCGUCCACGCUACCACCCGCCCUUCAAGACGCGACGACCACAUCUCAAGGGUCUUCUUAUCAAAAGGAUGCACAACCGGGGUACGCGCCACAGCCAACGGAUGAGCAAGCUACCAUGCGUAUGGCAUUGCAAUUUGUUCCGGAGGUGCUCGCCCUGGAGGAUGAUCUCUUGAAGAAGCCGUCAAUACUGAAGCCUGUCAGGGUUACUAUCAGCAGGGCAUCAAUGACGCCUGACAGUGACGAUGGUGCUGCCAAAGAGGCCAUGGCAACUUGAGUUUUGAAGAGGAGGAGGAAGCCGACAGGAUUAGAGGUAUGUUCAAGCGGCUCAAGAACACCCUGCUGUUAGCCGUGUGCUUCAACUCGGUCUUCGGGGGCAUCUCCAACUUCCUGCUGGGCCCAGCCACGGCUUCUCUCCUGGCGAACCUUCAGAAUUCGGACGCUGACGAGCAAGUGAACUCGCUGCAGUGGUGCCUGGUGAACUUCCCGGCGGCGCUGGCUGCUUCGGCCUGCUCCUUCUUCUACGUCAGCUACACAGGCCUGUUCAGCUGGGAGGGUGAAGCCAUCAAGCGAGCCGAGCAAGAUGCCAGGCAGAAGGUCGCCGAAAGAAGGAAGAGGCACGGCAAGUGCAGGUACG
This is a messenger RNA of Dermacentor silvarum, 2514 nucleotides long. RefSeq lists its product as uncharacterized. Lineage: Eukaryota; Metazoa; Arthropoda; Arachnida; Ixodida; Ixodidae. The record is from RefSeq and is a predicted model, not a curated record. The coding region runs from base 169 to 2154 and encodes 661 amino acids. The transcript is spliced from 14 exons.